Molecule: messenger RNA, 1560 nt
Organism: Penicillium malachiteum
Lineage: Eukaryota; Fungi; Ascomycota; Eurotiomycetes; Eurotiales; Aspergillaceae
Exons: 6
Coding region: 1-1560 (519 amino acids)
Biological process (GO): transmembrane transport
Cellular component (GO): membrane
Molecular function (GO): transmembrane transporter activity
Source: RefSeq, a predicted model, not a curated record
AUGGGUCAAGAGGAUGGAGUCACGCUAAGCGUGCAAAAGUCCUUCGAGGGGCCAACAACCGAGAAGGCAGGUACCGUGCAGGACAAGCAGGAUAUGUGGCGUGUCGGUCGGGACCAGGAAUUGAACAGAAACUUCCGCUUUCUUUCCGUUUUGGGAUUUACCGCGGUACUUAUGUGCACAUGGGAGGCUGUUCUCUUUGGUUCAUCUUAUGGCUUGGUUGAUGGCGGCAAAGGAGGUAUGAUCUAUACCUACCUAGGUGGCUUGGCAGGGUUCAGCUUUGUUAUUCUGUCUAUGGCUGAGAUGGCUUCUAUGGCCCCUACCUCUGGUGGUCAGUACCACUGGGUGUCGGAAUUUGCACCUCCUAGCUCCCAGGCCAUACUGAGCUACAUCACAGGCUGGAUCUGUGUACUGGGCUGGCAUACUGGUAUUGCAGGAUGUUGCUACACAGUUGCUAACAUGAUUGUUGGCUUGCUUGCUAUCAACUACCCUGACUCGUAUGACUAUAAACCGUGGCAUGUCACCCUGCUGGUCAUUGCAGUGGCAGUGAUCGCCAUAUUGUUCAAUACCUUCCUGGCACAGAAGCUUCCCUUAAUCGAGGGUAUCAUUCUCAUCGUCCACGUGUUCGGGUUCUUUGGUAUUUUGAUCCCUCUGUGGGUACUUUCACCCAAGGUCCCGAACUCUGAAGUAUGGGGAUCCAUCGAAGAUCGAGGUGGAUGGGGUAACAAUGGAUUAUCUUGCUUGGUUGGAUUAAUUGGUCCUAUCUACGCUCUCAUCGGACCUGAUUCUGCUGUUCAUAUGGCUGAGGAAAUCCGAGAUGCAUCUCGCGUUCUUCCUAAGGGCAUGCUCUGGACUUUAAUUCUCAAUGGAUCUACUGGUUUUGUCAUGAUCGUCACCUUCGCCUACUGCGUUGGUGAAAUUGACCAAAUUCUCGAGACUGAGACCGGCUUUCCCUUCAUCCAAGUCUUCCUCAAUGCAACUGGAUCAACCAGAGCCGCGACCGGUAUGACAGUCAUUAUUAUGAUUAUGCAGUUCUGUGCAGCAAUCAGUAACGUUGCUACUACAUCUCGUCAAAUCUAUUCUUUUGCUCGAGACCGUGGUGUUCCCUUUUCGGACUUCUUUUCACGGGUCAACAAAACCUUUACAGUCCCCCUUAAUGCCCUCUGCGUCAGUUUUGUCAUUGUCUCUCUCCUCUCCCUAAUCAAUAUCGGAUCCUCAGUAGCUUUCAACGCUAUCAUGGCACUCGGCACCGCCGCCCUGCUCUCAUCCUAUAUUAUCUCAAUCUCCUGUGUCCGUCUUCGACGCUGGCGUAAUCAGCCUUUACCUCCCGCACGGUGGAGUAUGGGCAAGUUCACUCCGAUCUGUGACACCAUCUCUAUCCUCGUUCUGCUGGUUAUCUUUGUUUUCAGUUUCUUCCCCACGAAUAAUCACCCCAAUGCCUCUGAGAUGAACUUUGCUAUCGCCAUAUAUGGAGGUGUUAUUAUUAUUGCCAUGGGUUACUAUGGGAUUCAUGGUAGGAAGACAUAUAAGGGACCGGUGACUCGAGUGCGGACUAUGCAGUAG